Messenger RNA from Tribolium madens (black flour beetle), 6155 nucleotides. RefSeq names its product MAP kinase-activating death domain protein (gene Rab3-GEF). The coding region runs from base 160 to 5763 and encodes 1867 amino acids. The record is from RefSeq and is a predicted model, not a curated record. Gene Ontology annotation, molecular function: guanyl-nucleotide exchange factor activity. Lineage: Eukaryota; Metazoa; Arthropoda; Insecta; Coleoptera; Tenebrionidae. Gene Ontology annotation, biological process: regulation of Rab protein signal transduction; regulation of apoptotic process. Gene Ontology annotation, cellular component: cytosol. The transcript has 21 exons.
UGCCUCACCACCCGGAUCAUUUAUUCAGUGAAAUCCAGAAAGCGAGUGUCUUCGCACGCACACAUUGACAUGGUUUGGCAAAAGCAGCACACACCUUCAUAAAUCCGGUUAACACGAUGAGUUUCUUCUCCCGAUCGAGUCCCCCAAGGUGACCUCGCCAUGUCUCUGGACGCCGAACGGCAAUUUUUGUGUCCCCGACUCAUAGACUACUUGGCUAUAGUCGGGGCACGUCCUAGCAAUAACGCCAGACAGAGCACCAGCCCCCCUAUCCAAGCCCCCGAACUUCUCCGUCGCUACCCCAUCCAGGACCACAAGGAUUUUCCCAUGCCUCUCGACAUGGUUUAUUUUUGUCAACCCGAAGGGUGUUCCUCUGUCGGCCCUCGACGGACGGCCCUUCGUGAAGCCUCUUCUUUUGUUUUCACUCUCACUGAUAAAGACUCCGGGAAGACUCGGUAUGGUAUUUGUGUCAACUUUUACCGCCCUGUGGAGAAGAUCUCGGGGGCGGUGGGGAUUGGAGGGCGACGGGCGAGUACGAAUUUGAGGAGGGAUUCCUGGAGGAAGAGUAUGGAGAAGAGUUCGGAUUCGGCGUUUUCGAGUGAUUAUAGGAGCAGUAAUGUGGGCCCCAGCGAUUCAGAAAGAGAUUGUCCGAGUCGCAGGGAUUCGGAAACGGCAGGAAACACGAUUUCAACCCCCAGACUUGGAGUCACAGCCCCGAGUAAUGAUUCCGAAAGCGGGGGAAGUCAUUCACCCUCGCCGAGGGCCAGUCGCAGGCGUCAAAAAGUUCGCAAUCAUUCCCUAACUUCCUUAUGCCUUCUCUCACACCAUCCGUUCUUCUCGAUGUUUCGGGAGUGUCUCUUCAUUUUGAAAAAGUUGAUAGAUGCGUGUAACGAGUCGUCUAAUCCUAGACGAGUUGGAGGGUCUAAACAGGUCGCGAGGGAUAGUGUGUGGAGCGUCCUCACCGGCCAAGCCAGCGAAGGUGCCUCCUCAAUUGUAUUACAUGAUGUAAAGGAAAUUGAAACGUGGAUCUUGAGAUUACUCUCGGCUCCUGUCCCAAUUCCCGGGAAAACCAAGGUUCAUGUUGAAGUUUUGUCGCCGAGUGUUUACGAACCGUUGAUAUUUGCAUUGCCGAGUCACACGAGAUUUAGCCUUGCUGAUUUCCCUUUACAUUUGCCUUUGGAACUGUUAGGAGUUGAAACGUGUCUAAAAGUUCUAACAAUAAUACUGUUGGAAAACAAAGUUAUUUUCCAAUCGAGAGAUUACAAUGCUCUUUGUAUGUCUGUGAUGGCCUUUGUAACUAUGAUUUAUCCUUUAGAGUACAUGUUUCCGGUGAUACCACUGUUACCGACUUGUAUGAGUUGCGCGGAACAGCUUUUAUUAGCGCCCACACCUUAUGUUAUCGGACUUCCAGCAAGUUUUCUUAUGUAUAAAAAGAAUUUCAAGCUACCAGACGACGUCUGGCUUGUAGAUUUAGAUUCAAACAAGUUGACCUCGGGUCAAGAUAUACCGCCAUUACCAGAACCUGAAGGCACAAUUCUCAAAAACCACCUCAAACAGGCUAUGCAACUUAUGGAUCAAGUUGGCACUGGAGCUUUGGGCAGCUUGUCAACUCCAAGUGCCUCAAGCAGCCAACUCCAACCCUCUCGAAGAGAAAGUAUCCCGGUACCAACACCCAACACUUUGAGUAUUUCUCGCCAAAAAUCCCCGGAAGCAAGUCCUACGCACUCCCCUAUUAUUUCUCCCAAACUUUCUAUCACCCCUCAAAGUCCUAUGCCUCCUCAAAGGUCACUCUCACCAACCCCCCCAAGCGGAUUCAACCCUUUUAUUUACGGCAACGAUGUUGAUUCGGUUGAUGUUGCGACGAGAGUAGCAAUGGUGCGGUUUUUCAACUCGCAUAACCUUCUCGCGAAUUUUUCCGAACAUACGAGGACCUUAAGGUUGUACCCAAGACCGGUUGUGGCCUUUCAAAUCAAUAGUUUUCUCCGGUCAAGGCCACGUACGACACAAUUUUUGAAUCGGUUUGCGAGGACACAAGCCGUUGAAUUUUUGGCAGAGUGGUCGUUAACACCGACCAAUGUGGCUUUCCAGAGGGUACAUACCGGAAUUUUGGACCCAACUCAAAUCGGAGACAAGCCAAAAUGGUACUUACACACACUAGAACCCAUUAAAUUUACCGUUUGGGACGACGGUAGUUCCCUAAAUGGGGCUUUGCGAAGCCUACAAAAUCAAGAAAACCAACCAACUGAUGAGAGUGGUUCAGAUUCAGAAGGAGCGGAAAGCACAAGCUCAAGUUACUCUUCACUUAGCGAUUUUGUAUCAGAAAUGGUUUCUUCUGAUUUAUCUCCUGGGUGUUCUUCCUACCAAGAACAGAGAAAAGCUUCGGCUCAAAACAUGUCAUUAUCGUCAAAUCUCGACGUUGAUACAGUCUACAGACCCCCCUCAGAGUUGCAAUAUCCUGAUGGUGAACCCCCUCCAGACCGAACCGAAUCCCCGCAAUCCUCCUCAAGCAGUGAAUCCGAUUUAAGCUCCCCUUCUUUUAACCGCGAUUCAGAACUAGAAUUUGGUCGCCAAAAAACAGAACAAGUCACCGAAAAAGAAACCGAAAGUUUUGAAAACGAAUCUGACUCCAACUCCACCACAACGCCGAAAACCAUAAUGAGCUCGAACACCAUCAAACCUGAAUCGCCCGGAAGCACCACCAGUGAAGAACGCCCUGGAACCCCCCGGAAAACCCGACGUUCCAUCACCCCAGUCCCUCCUGUAACCCCCAUUUUGCAGAAACAACCAAGCAUUGGGAAUGUCUUGGCUCGGACUUCGAGUUUUGGGUCUUCUGGGAGUGGCAGCCCAGCCCCUUCCUCGGCUGGUAGUACCAUUGGUGUGCAGAGACAGGGUUCCCAAGGGUCACUCUUUGAACAGUUUGCGUCACAAGCAAAAGAAUUAGUCCGCGAGACGACUCGUCAAAGUAGCCAAGACGGGCUUUUGGCUCAAAUGGAUAAAUUUAAGUUGCAAGCGAAAGAAAAAUUGUCGGAGGCGGAGGAAAGUCAUAUUUUUGCACCGUUUGAUAAGUUGACCACUCAUGCAAAGAAAGCAGCAGAAGAGGCGUCGAAAAGUGUGCAAGAAGCGGGCAAAAGUGCAUUUGAGGCCAGCAAAACGGCGACUGCUGUUAGCAAAAAUACUCUCGAAGACUUGACAUAUGUUGGAAAAUCGACUUUAGGCGAUUUGACUAAAAGUGCGAAAGAAGCGGUGACCAAAAAGGGAUUACUACGGGCGGAUUCUUUCAGUAAAACGGGACCAGAUUCGCGUCGAGACUCUACAAGUAGUUCAACUUCUCUUGUAGCAACUUCCAGUGUCAUUUCUGGUGCUAGUCGUGACUUUUUCUCAAAUAUUAGUUCAGAUUUGAACGGAAUUGCCGCUAGUACUACUAGCAUGUUUUCUGAUUUGUUUGGUGGAAAAAAAGAACAAGGCAAAGCUGGUGAGCAACAAAAAGCCAAAGACACCAAAAGUGGAAUGUUUGGACCAUUCCCUCGUGGUCCUAGAGGUCUAGCUGAGAAAAGUCCUCUUAUCAAACAUACACCUCGACGCCAGGAUGACAUUCAAAGGAAACAAUCAGUAGAUCGAUCUGCUACUAACAGUGAAAACCAGGCAUUUUUGAAAGAUGUUGUCAAUCAAGUUUUGGAGGGUGAGGGUGUGGGUUGGUUGAAACUAAACCGGUUGAAGAAAUUGAUGGAGGAUGAGUCGUACCGUAAUUUCGUGUUGAGUAAGUUGAACAAGACACUGGAUAAGAAAAUAGCUCCGGAUGAUCACAUUGACGAUGUUUGUGUGCCUAAACCGGUCUGGAAAGGCAUGUUGAAGGUUCUACAAGCCGUUGUUCACGGUCUUGAAGUGACUUACGGCAACUAUGGGCUAGGUGGCAUGGCCUCAGCCUUUCAGUUGCACGAAAUCGCCCAUACGCACUAUUGGACCAAAGAACUCAUCGAUAGUUCAACGGAUUUGACUCAAAGUUCAAGUCCCCGGUCUCCUCAAAGCCCCCGCUCCUCCCUUCAACUCGACUGGGACGCCUCCAGAAAGUCCUCGCAAGCGGAAGCACCCGAAGUGCGGUUGAUCCAAGGCGAAGAAUCGGAAGCCGAGAGUCAACAGUCAACCGCCGACAUGUUCAAAGACAUGCUCACGCAGAAGAAGAACAUGUUGUUGAGCAAACUAACCUCGUUUGAUUCUGAUGCCGAGGGGACUUUGCAAGGGUCCGGAGGUACGGUUUCGCCAUCCGGGGGGUCGAUCACCACGGGUCCUGCUUGUGGCUUAAACCGAGGAGGGGCACAGGCGUCCUUCAGGUCUACAGUGUCCGACACCGAAGUCGAAACCUUACAGUUCCCCAAACUACCGAAACAGAGGACUGCGAGUGUUUGGUCGAGUAAAUCCUCUUUGAGUACCGGGUUUAGGUACCAUGGGGGGCACAUGGUCAAUACGGCGGCGUCGCCGUCACCUGAUGCUAUUCGGACUUACCUUUUUGAAGGCUUGAUCGGGAAGGAUCGGUCCUCGCUUUGGGACCAGAUGCAGUUUUGGGAGGACGCCUUCCUGGAUGCGGUGUCGCAGGAACGGGACAUGAUCGGGAUGGAUCAGGGACCACGGGAGAUGAUGGAACGGUAUAAAGCGUUGAGUGAUACUGAGAGAAAACGGCUGGAACACGAAGAAGACAAGUUACUAGCCACCAUGUUGUAUAACUUGACUGCCAUUUUGGUCAUGUUGAAUUGUAACAAAGCGGAAGUUAAACGCAAGAUAAGGAGGUUAUUGGGGAAGAGUCACAUCGGAUUGGUUUAUAGUCAAGAAGUUAACUUGCUUCUAGACCAAAUCAACAAUUUGCACGGCAACGAUAUUGAUUUGAAGCCUCUGGGAUCUCGCUUGCUCCACCGCCAAAGCUUUACAGUUCAUCAAGGGGUGGAUGGUGGUGGAGAGCUACGUUUUAUGGAAGUUCGUGACGACGGCCUUGUCUUGCGCUCUGUCUCUGGAGUGAUAGUCGAGCGUUGGUGGUUUGAACGUCUCGUAAACAUGACUUACAGUCCGAAAAACAAAGUUUUGUGUUUGUGGCGUCGCAACGGCCAACAGACUCAACUCCACAAAUAUUACACAAAGAAGUGCAAGCAGCUGUAUUACUGCAUUAAGGAUGCGAUGGAGCGGGGAGGGGUCGCCGGAAGUGCUCCCGAGUUAGGUGGGGAGUUCCCGAUCCAGGAUAUGAGCACCGGGGAAGGGGGGUUAUUACAGGUUUGCAUGGAGGGGGUAGGAUUGCUCUUCGCUAACAGCAAGGACUUUGAGUUUUUCGUCAGGAUUGACCACAUCAGAAAGUGUUUCACGCAAAAGGGCGGCAUUUUCGUCAUCGAAGAGUUCAACCCCAAAACUCGGCAAGUAAUCCAGCGCAAGUACAAGUCUCCAAUGGCCGACCAAAUCUGCUACUCCGUUCUGUGCGUGUUCUCGUACGUGGCGGCAGGGGAGAAGCGUAAGGGGGCUAAACUACCUCUAGGGGGGGCCAGAGCUGAGCCUGAGACGCGUCUACAGCCUCCGAGCCCCGAACCCGGUUCGGUUACCCCAACUGGGGGGCCACCUUCGUAUCCACCGCCUGCUCUACCGCCAGGAGUACCGCCUCCGGCGCCGCCACCAGGUUUGAAGGGUUUCGCCGUACCAGCGCAAUUGCCGACGCGGCCGCCCCCCGUGCCCAGUCGGACUUUGCCUCCGCGACAACCCUCAACGCCGCAGCCGCCCCCCAGACCCAAGUGACGGCAUGGGAGGUACUCCCUCCCGUUCAUCUACGGCGGCGAGGCUUGCAUCUUGCCCCCGUGCCUCCCGUGGGGGUGACCAUAUCAACAUUCGGUGUUAGGUUAGGUUUUUAUGAUAUUGUAUAUUAUUUAUUAGACACACCAACAGUUUCCUAUUGUAUAGUGUAUAUUGGGUGAGGCAAUAAGAGGCUUAGCCUCUUAAAUUAAUAAAAUUCUGUGCCUACAUUCUAGCCAUCUUGUAUAAUUUUGUAUAUAGGGAUCGUUAAAUCCUAUUCCAGAUGUACCGACUUUAUUGAUUUUUUGGCAAGCAAUAUUAGAUUUGUUGUUGAACCCAAAAAUGCUGAUGCUUAUGUAAAAGACAUUUUACAUGUUGAAAUAAAUUCUAAAUGAGUU